AUUAUUGCAUUCAGUUUGGCUUGAAUUGAGUGAAUGAGUGAACGAGUGGUUCAUUGCAGUGACCACACAGUGACUGACCAUUCAUUACACAGCUAUGAGUGCAUCAUAUCAUAGAGAUGUCGGACCUGUUAUUCAGAUGAUUCGCGCCUUCUUGAGAGGGCGCUCAUGGAAUGAACAGUUGCGUAUACCUCAGCACCUGUCACCCAGGCCUAGUCCUCAACCAGAACUGCCUGGCGGACCCUCCCAUAAGACAAGUGCUAACCACUACUACACUCGUGAUGCCCGACGCCUGGUUGAGCCACCCGUUCAGGUGGUGAUGAGUACGAGUAAAGAGCUGAGUGCUGGACAUGCAGGAGAUGGAGAAGACGCUAACAACUCCCUGUCCACCAGUCAUACGAAAGCACCCAAACCCGGACUCACUCACCGGUGGGACUGAUGGUGUGAUUGCAACUCUGGUUACGGUUACAGUUAACUCAUAUAACAGUAGUGACUGUAACUGUAAUAACAGUCAUAGUUGUAGUAAUAGUUGUUAUAUUAGACUAAUAGUUAUCUAAAACACGAUUGUUAUGAUUGUUAGUCAUUUCUGUAUUCAUAUAUAACUAUAAUUUGAUUCAUAAAUUUAGUUUGAUAUUAAAUGCAAUUGCAAUUG
Messenger RNA from Oppiella nova, 649 nucleotides. Lineage: Eukaryota; Metazoa; Arthropoda; Arachnida; Sarcoptiformes; Oppiidae. The record is from the annotation of a GenBank genome assembly.